AUGGCAGCAGAAAGCAAAAGAAAUGAAGAAGCAGACCAACAAACCCAAAACCUCGUGCUGCCGACCCGCAGAUGCAGCAAUUUGUACAGCGAAACGGAAUUGUCAAAAGUUCUAGCGGAGUAUAUCAGUGAUGUGAGGGUUUAG
Molecule: messenger RNA, 144 nt
Organism: Eimeria necatrix
Lineage: Eukaryota; Apicomplexa; Conoidasida; Eucoccidiorida; Eimeriidae
Exons: 2
Coding region: 1-144 (47 amino acids)
Source: RefSeq, a predicted model, not a curated record